Molecule: messenger RNA, 2018 nt
Organism: Mucor mucedo
Lineage: Eukaryota; Fungi; Mucoromycota; Mucoromycetes; Mucorales; Mucoraceae
Exons: 8
Coding region: 11-1981 (656 amino acids)
Biological process (GO): cytoskeleton organization
Cellular component (GO): cytoplasmic side of plasma membrane; cell division site; plasma membrane
Molecular function (GO): protein binding; phospholipid binding
Source: RefSeq, a predicted model, not a curated record
CAAUAAAACAAUGACGGAACAAAUUUUUGCUAAUAACUUUUGGGGCCUAAAAGACGAUGGUUUCCACGUACUCACCGCUAAGAUGACUAGUACUAAAAAGACAUUUGACGAAGUAAAGUCAUUUUAUAAUAUCAGAGCUUCUCUUCAUGAAGAGUUUGGACGAAAAUUAAUGAAACAUGCCAAAGUUGGAAUGGGUCGUGAAGAGACUGGAACACUUCAAGCACUACUGUCAUCGGCUCAUAAAGAGACAGAGUGGAUAGCACAAGCACAUCUCAAUUUGGCCCAGAAACUUAAGACUCGACUGGAAGUUGAUCUUGAUAAUUUUAUACUUGAGCAAAAAGACAGACGAAAACUAACUCAUACAAAUGUUGAAAAAGCACAUCGUUAUAAACAAUCAAAUGAGGCCUACUUGGCAAAAGUUAAAGAGAAAUAUGAGUCUGAUUGUGCCAAGUUGAUCACACUACAGACACAAGUAACGACUUCAUCAGGUCGUGAAGCCGAAAGAAUCAAGCAAAGAAUUGAUAGAACACAACAUGAAAUAAAAGUUCAAGAACAAGAAUAUAAAAAUGCUUGUAUCAAGGUUGCGGAUGCCACUAACGCUUGGAAUAAAACUUGGAAGCUAACUUGCGACACAUAUCAAGGAAUGGAACAAAAGAGAUUAGAAUUUCUUCGUCAUAGUUUCUCAAUGUUUAUUAAUGUUCUCUCAAGUGCUACAAGUCAAGAUCAGGAGUCGUACGAACGCUUUUGGAAAUCCUUGGAUCAAUAUGAUCCCAUAAAUGAUAUCCAAAUAUUUAUUAAUGAAAAGGGGACUGGCCCCAAUAUACCUGAACCAGAGAUUUUUGUGGAUUACAUGGAUGACCCGGCAAAAACUUUUCAAAAACACACAGUUGCUAAUUUCCCGUGUCCCACAGAGCUGUUAGCAAGUAUAUCUUCUCCAUCUGAAUCACAUCCCAAACCAGAAUUAACCGUUAGAAAUCCUACCACGGUUUUGCCCGAUGAAUCUUCACUUCUUAAAAGAGUAAGGUCUAUGACUGCUGCUUCUUCCACCUUAGUAGAACCGACUACACUUAGUAAGGGCACUAAUGAAAAAAGAAAAUCUUCUAUCCGAAUUGCUAUCAAGCCUUUACCAUCUAUUUCAACUCCAUUAAUAAAACAAAAGACAAAUCAUCAAAGAAGAACAUCUAUUCAUGAGAACUACAGUAGCAGAUCACAACAGCCGAACCCACCACCACCUGUUAUUAUCGUACCUGAUAUAUCUUCCUCUUCAACAACAUCAGCAUCCGACGAAGAAGAGGAGCAGCCUGUAAGAAGAAACAGGGCAAUAACAAAAAAUGAAGAGGACGGGGAUAUAACAAUCGAUCCACGUGCUAAGGUUGUUUUUGCUAUUGGUAAUAACAUGUUUGACUUGGGGCACCUUGGACAAGACGACAAGAAAUCUGAUCAAACCCAGCCUGUUUCCAGCACUCGUCGUUUGACUACAACCAGGAGACGUCAAGCCUCAUCCGAUUUGGAAGCCGCAUCAGUAAGUACUACUUUAUCCCAGCAGCAAGAUAUGUACAAUGGUAUGAUUAGUAAUCCUGAUCUCUACCGUAAACAGCCACACCAUCAGCAACACCAUCAGCAAUUACAUCAGCAACAAUAUCACAACCAAUAUGCUACUCAGCACGGUACUUUACCAUCAGUUGGACAAUCUAUAAAUUCAGCCAGUCAUGCAUACCAUAAUUCCGGUGGUAGCGUAUAUAGCCCCCCAUCUACCACUCCUCAAUCGGGUCACCAGCCAACCUUAUUCUGGGCUAUAGCAAUCGGGGAUUGGUAUAGUGGAAAAUCUGAUGAGUUACAAUAUGCUAGAGGUACUUGGUUAGCAGUUACAGAAAUAAGACCCGACGGUUGGUAUUAUGCAACGAAGUUUGAUGCCAGGUUAAACGCAUUGACAAAUGAAAUGGGUUAUGUGGCUCAAAAUUACGUUCAAGUCCAUACAUAACAAUAAUGGGACAAUAAAAGUUAAUUAUUUAUCGAAU